GAAAUGCCAUCUCGAGUUAAUCAUAAGGCAUUCUGGGUAAGGAGCUCUCUCUUUCCGGUUUGUACGCCAUCAUUUGAGGCAUCAUGGGUGCGUACAAGUACAUGCAGGAGUUGUGGAGGAAGAAGCAGUCGGAUGUGAUGCGCUUUCUGCUGCGUGUCCGUUGCUGGCAGUACCGUCAGCUCUCCGCCCUGCACCGCGCUCCCAGAGCCACCCGACCCGACAAGGCCCGGAGACUCGGGUACAAGGCCAAGCAAGGUUACGUCAUCUACCGGGUGCGCGUUCGCCGCGGUGGCCGUAAACGCCCCGUGCCCAAAGGUGCCACCUACGGCAAACCCGUGCACCACGGCGUCAACCAGCUGAAGUUCGCCCGCAGCCUACAGUCCAUCGCUGAGGAACGUGCCGGCCGUCACUGCGGUGGUCUCCGCGUGCUGAACUCUUACUGGGUGGGUGAAGACUCCACGUACAAAUUCUUCGAGGUGAUCCUGAUCGACACCUUCCACAAGGCCAUCAGACGCAACCCCGACAUGCAAUGGAUCACAAAGGCCGUGCACAAGCACAGGGAAAUGCGAGGCCUCACGUCAGCCGGCAAGAAGAGCCGUGGUCUGGGCAAGGGCCACAAGUUCCACCUCACCAUUGGUGGUUCUCGCCGUGCCGCAUGGAGGAGACGCAACACUCUGCAGCUGCACCGCUAUCGCUAAAAAGGGUGCUGCUUAUCUGUACAUUCAGCCCAAUAAAGUACCUUUAUAUGGUC
This is a messenger RNA of Silurus meridionalis, 751 nucleotides long. RefSeq names its product ribosomal protein L15 (gene rpl15). Bases 84 to 698 code for a protein of 204 amino acids. Gene Ontology annotation, cellular component: ribosome; cytosolic large ribosomal subunit. Gene Ontology annotation, biological process: cytoplasmic translation. The transcript has 4 exons. Lineage: Eukaryota; Metazoa; Chordata; Actinopteri; Siluriformes; Siluridae. The record is from RefSeq and is a predicted model, not a curated record. Gene Ontology annotation, molecular function: RNA binding; structural constituent of ribosome.